AAGAUGUGUAAAUUUGCAGGCAGACUCGAACAGGUACCUUCAGAGCACGCGAGUUUUUAACAGAGAGACGCACCAGCCAAACAGGUUCUUCAGCGUACCCCUUUGGUUUCCCGCUUUUUCUCGCGAAAAUUCCGCAUGGUUCUGGACUUCUCUAUAAAAGAUCGACUAAAAACCCUAACCUUUAAUUUUUGUGGAAAAUACAUAACGUCUCAGAUUUUCAUUCAGCUGUAGAGCGCAGAUUUACACUCUCUUUCUACAGUUUUUGCAGCAGAUGCUUGGAAAUGGCAAAUGAGACUCGAAGUAGUCGUAAAGUCAAGGAUGAUGAAAAUAGCAAUUCUAAAGGGAAGCAAACCACUAGCAAAAGUGCCUCGGGCUCCACAAGUUCUGAUAAAUCAGGGUUAAGAAGGUCUGCUAGGGAAAUGUCAUCAAAGAAAAAGAUGGUUUCAAGCCCGUCGAGUGUUAGGAAAUCUCAGCGGCUUGAGAAGUUAACCCCAAGUCCUCCAAGCUUGAGAAAAUCUGGAAGAAUUGAGAAAAAAUCGACGCCAAGGCCGCUGAGGAGGUCAGAUAGGGAUACAAAACAGUCCCCUAAAAGAUCGGGUAAAAGCUUGGGCUCAUUGUUUGUAAAGAAGAAAAAUGGACAGAAGGAGGAGAGUGUGAAACAAUCAACAGAUGUGAAUGCUUCUCAGGUGAAAAACGGGAGGAUGACUGCUCGUGAUUUUAGGGCAUUGUGGAGGAAUUCACACGACAAAGUUAAAAUGGCUGGAACUUGUGAAAGAACUUCUGUGGGCUCUGAGUCUGGUGUUAGAAAUUCUUCGAAAGAAACAUUAGAAGAUAAAGGUGGUAUGAUGGAAUUGUCCCACUCAAGGUGUAAGAAUAGCUGCAGGGAUGAAUCUCAUGGAUCUGAAGAUGGUGAUAGCAAUGAUGCAGUGAGCAAAGAGAUCAGUGAUGAAAAUGGAAGGAUAAUAGUUGAUUGCUUUCCACUAGAUAAGGUGAGAGCACCAGAACUGAUGGAUUUUUCAUCCAAUAAAAAGACACUAGACGAAAAGAUUGGCUCUGAAAGUGGUAAGGAUUCAAUGCCUUCGAGGAGAAAAAGGAAUCUGGUGAAUGUUGAUUCCGAGGUGUCGGCAAAGAAUCCAAGUCAAUACUCAAUUGCUGAUGCUAGCUCUUCACCAUCUGAAUCCACAAGGGGUGACCUUGUUGAGACAAAUGGUGCAUGUUUUAAGAGGCACAGGGUAGACUUUGAUCCAGCUAGGCAGGAGUUAUCCUCUUGCAACACAAUCUUAAAUCGAGAAUUGCAUGUUGCAUCUGUCAUGAAGGGUAGAGGGGAACAUGAAGCUACUACUACCAAGGGACCUGCUGAAACGUGCAAUAACUAUACGCAAAGAAAGGAGUCUCCUAUUGAUAUUCAAAUAGGUGGUGAUCAAAACACUUGUCUCAUCUGCAAGCAGGGUGGAAAGCUCUUAUGCUGUGAUGGAAGAGGGUGCGAACGAAACUAUCAUGUUUCUUGUCUAGAUCCUCCUAUGGAUGAUGUUCCUUUCGGAGUGUGGUACUGUCCCAAAUGUGUUAUGAAGAAGAUAGAAUCUGGUGUACAUUCAGUGUCAGAGGGAGUAGAGUCAAUUUGGGAUGCUAGAGAAGUGGAAGUAUCAGAUGUUGAUGGAUUGCAAAAGCAAAAGGAGUUUUUGGUUAAAUACAAAGGUCUUGCACAUAUUCACAAUUGUUGGGUGCCAGAAAGUAAGCUGCUUCUUGAUGCUCCAUCACUUGUUGCAAAAUUCAACCGAAAAAACCAGGUCAUAACUUGGAAACAAGAAUGGACAAUUCCACAACGUUUGCUACAAAAAAGAUUGUUGAUGUCCCCAAAGCAGCGUGACCAGUAUCUUAGAGACCGUGCUGGUGAUAAACAUGCUGGUGAUAAGUGUGAUUGCCAAUAUGAAUGGCUUGUCAAAUGGCGUGGUCUUGGUUAUGAACAUGCUACAUGGGAGUUGGAGAAUUCUUCAUUAUUUAGUUCACUUGAUGGUCAGGGCCUUAUUCGAGAUUAUGAAAAUCGACGCAAGGAGAAUAAAGUCGUUUCUUUUGUUGAAGAUAAGGUACCCCUGGAUGAGAUAAUACUAGAGAGUGAAAAAGGUCUAUCUAUUAAGUUGUCACACCUUCCAAUUGAAAGUUCAUCUGGAUUAAGUACUAAUCAUCUGGAUUGCAUUAACAAGUUACGCGAGCUUUGGCACAAUAGUCAGAAUGCUGUUGUUAUUGAUGAACAGGAACGGAUAAAGAAGGUGGUUGCAUUUAUUCUGUCUUUGCAGUCUAAUGUUUGUCGACCUUUUCUCAUCAUCUCAGCUCCUGCUGCACUUAAUUCUUGGGAUGAUGAAUUCCGUAGAAUAGCACCUUCUAUCAAUGCUGUGGUCUAUAAAGGACACAAAGAUUUUCGGAAAACUAUUAGGACACUGGAAUUCUAUGAGGAGGGUGGUUGUAUUAUACUUCAAGCACUUAUAACAACGGCAGAAGCUAUUAUAGAGGAUCUAGAUGUGCUGAAGUGCAUAGAAUGGGAAGCAAUUGUAAUUGACGAGUUUCAACGUCCUAAAAUCUGUUUGCACUCUGCUCAAAUUAAGAUUCUAUCUGCUAGAAUGAGGCUUAUUCUGAGCUGUCAACUUAAGGAAAAUUCUGCUGACUGCUAUUUUAAUAUGCUAGCUCUGCUUGACUCUCAUGAUGUUUCCGAUAAUAGCAUCCCCUUGCUACCCAGUUCCAGUAACAGCAUUGGUAAACUAAAGGAGAGGUUGUCCAAAUAUAUUAUAUAUGGAUGCAAAUCAGAAGCUUCAAGAUUUAAAGAGUAUUGGGUUCCUGUACAGCUAUCCAAUGUGCAGCUUGAGAAGUACUGUGAUGCUCUGAUUUCAAACUGCACAUUACUUCGCUCCUUUCAGAAGAAUGAUCUUGUUGGAUCCCUGCAUGAUAUUCUUUCAUCUAUUCGAAAGUGCUGUGACCACCCAUAUCUUUACGAUCAGUCAGUACAGGCAUUUCUUAAUAAAGGACUUAAAGAAGUUGAGUACUUGGAUGUUGGAGUAAAAGCAAGUGCCAAGCUUCAACUUCUUGACAUGAUGCUUUUGGAGAUAAAGAAGAGAGGUUUAAGAGUGCUCAUCCUUUUUCAGCCCAUUACUGGAGGGACUGUUUCUGGAACUGGUUCUGGAAGGACUUCUAUAGGAGAUAUUUUAGAUGACUUCCUGAGACAAAGGUUUGGUACAGAUUGUUAUGAACGUGUUGAGUGGGGAAUUCUCCCUGCUAAGAGACAAGCUGCUUUGAACAAGUUCAAUGACAAAGAGCAUGGUAGAUUUGUGUUUUUAUUAGAAACCCGUGCUUGUGUUCCCAGCAUCAAACUUUCAUCAGUUGAUAAUGUCAUCAUAUAUGGUAGCGAUUGGAACCCAGUAAAUGAUGUAAAAGCCCUACAAAAGAUAACACUUGAUUCCCAGUUUGACCAGAUAAAAAUAUUUCGAUUGUAUUCAUCUUGUACUGUGGAAGAAAAGGUUCUAAUCCUUUCAAAGCAAGAGAAGAUUCUUGAUAGUUUAAGCCGGAAUACUUGUCAUAUGCUGCUCAUGUGGGGGGCAGCUCAUCAAUUUGAAACUUUGGAUAAGUUCCAUCGUGGAAAUGAUCCACCCUCCAUUGCGGAUAUCUCAUUUAAUGAAUCACAUUUGAAAGAUGUUUUCCGGGACUUUUUGUCAAUACUUCCUUUAAACAGCAAAGAGAGUGGCUCAGGGAAUCCCUCGAUCAUUGUGAAUGUUCAACAAGUUGGAGGAGCUUACAGUACAGAUUUUUCAUUGCCUGGUAUGCGACAAAGCCAAUUAUUGGAAGAAGGGCAGCCCCAUAUAUUUUGGACAAAAUUGUUGGAGGGAAAACAUCCUCAGUGGAAAUAUUCUUCUGGUUCAUCUCAGAGGAAUCGGAAAAGGGUACAAAAUUUUGAUGAGAUAUCAAAAGAACAGGAAGCUGAGAUUGUUGAUGAUGCUAAGAAGCGCAGGAAGGUUGUCAGUAGUAGUGUAGAGCUGUUCUGCCAGAAACUUGGAUCAGAUGGAAAAUUAAUUGCUGGAGACAAGGAAGGAGCUUCUGAAACAUCAGCAGAUAAUCUACCAUAUUCUUUGCUCAAGUCAUCAUGUGUGAAUAAAACAAUCCCUUCAAUCUAUGCUUCUAGUUCACCUCAGUUGGGGCCUAAUUUCUUAGGAAUGCCUAAGGCUACAACUUCUGAUUAUGGAGAAAGAAGAAGAUUGCUUGAUGAACAAAAGACUCUUCAUCUUCAUUUGAAGCCAGAGAUAUCAAAACUAUGUGAAAUCCUACAACUCAAUGAUCUUGUUAAGGGUAUGGUUGAAAAGUUUCUUGAGUAUGUAAUGCAUAACCAUCUAGUCUAUAGAGAACCAGCAACAACAUUGCAGGCUUUUCAGAUAUCUCUGUGUUGGACUGCAGCAUCUUUGGCGAAUCAAAAAAUUGAUCACAAGAGUUCAGUUUUGCUAGCAAGACAACAUCUCAAUUUUAGCUGCAAGAAAGAAGAGGCAGAUUGUGUUUAUUCAUUGUUGAGAUGUCUUAAAAAAAUGUUUCUAUAUCGUAUCGGGAACCUAAAAGAUGCAGAGGUUAAAGAAUGCACUGACAAACAGGUUCAUUGGCUAUCAAGAUUGGUAGAGAAAGACGUCUCAAAAAGUAUUAAAGAAAUUCAGAAGAAGUGCCAAAAGCAGUUGACAAAACUCCUUCAAAGGCAACAGGAAGCGAAAAAUGAGCUUUUGCGAGACUACGAGGUAGAAAGGGCAAAGCUACAGAAUCAGCAGCAGACAGAAGCAGCUGUCAUUCGUUCAUGCACACAGAAUAAUCCUUCAUUGAGAACAGAUAAACUAAAAAUGUUGGACAGUUCAUAUAUGAAAACAUAUGAACAGCACAAACAAGUGAUGGACACGAAUCUUAAGGAACUUGAGGCACUGCAUUUGACUAGAAGAGAUAAGAUGCAGCAGAAGGAGGCUAAGUGGGUGGAAGAGGUGAUGUCCUGGGCUCGUAGAGAAUGUUUAGGCAAGCCACCUUCAAAUGGACCUGGCCAUCAGUUGGAAUAUUCAAGGACUAAUGAGCGAAUUGUUCUUGGUGAUCCUGCUUCGGUUUGUCUUUCAGAUGAGCAGAGUCCUGAGGAUGUUGAGCGUAGCAUAUCAGGGUUUAGGGCUGGACUACCUGGAGCUCCAGAAAAUGUUACCAAUGAAGAUGUGGCAUUUAACCAUCCUGUCAAAACAUGGACUCCUCAUGUUGGCCCCAUCAAUGAGAAUGAUAAAUUAAAUACCAUGGCUUCUGAGCAAGCGACAAUUACUGGUCUUUUGGGGAAAAGCAAAACUGUUAAUUCAAGUGAUGAUCAAGAGCGGGUAGCAUCUAUGAAUUCUUGUGCCAAAGAACAGGUUCCAGAUGAUAAUGUUCCACCAGAAGUGUGUGAAAUUCACAGCUCAAGUGAUGGUUCAGGGAUAGUUGCCACUCAGUCUUCAUGUGAAGAACCUAUUCAUGAUGUAGCCGCCUUAACCAUGCCUGAUGGAGAGGUUAUACAGAAUGUUGGUGGGAAUUUCAGUUCAAGUGCUGAUCCAGGGGAAAUCCACCCAUCAACUCUUCCUUCUUCCAAAGAACAGAAUCCCAAUGCUUCUUUAAGCAGGCCUGGUGGAGAUGUUCUUUUGGGAUUGCCUGAGACUGGCCAUUUGAGUGAUGGUGUGGAUAAUGAUGUUUCUGCGAAUUCAUCUGCAUCUGAAGAAGUCUGUACUGGAUUGACCGUAAAUGAGCCAGUUAUAGAGGUCCAUUUUAGAGUGCCUGAAUCUGUCCGUUCUUGUUGUGGCUUAGAAUAUCCUGUCCCAGUAAAUCCACGCUCAUCUGAAGAACAAAUUUUGGAUACAGCCUCAGUAAGCAUUCCUGAUAAAGAGAUCCAGCAGGGAGUGCCUAUGACUCUAAGUUCAAAUGAUGUUGUAAAUGUUGUCUCUUUGAAUCCAGUGUCAUCUAAAGAACAAAUUCCAGACGGAGCCAUGUUGUCUAAUGCUGAAGUUUCAUUGUCAGUGCCUGAAACUGUUCACGAUGAAGUGGAGGUUGAUAUGGCAUCAGCUAAUGCUGCUGGUGUCGGUCAGCUUGAAGGAGCAGUUAAUGCUGUUGACGAAGAUACUCUUCUCCAGGAGCCAUCUAUGCUGCACCAAGAUGAACAUACUCGAUCAUCUACAUCUUGUGGAAAGCAAGUUGGAGAUGCUUCAGCACGUGAUAAGCAGAUUUCUUCUCAAGAAGCUGGGCAUUCAGUGUCCCAACCUGUUGAGAAUGAACCAUCCCAUCAAUCUGACCCUGAUGCACCAGCCUCUGACACUGCUGUGCAAAUUCAGCCAUUGCCAUCUUCAAGUCCACCUUCUGGCCUUAAUCUGCUUAAUGAACCUUCAGUUGGUGAAACUCGAUAUCAGCCAAACCAUGGAGGCCAUACCUCCAAUCAUGUUGCUCAGGCUUCAAUGCAACCUGUCGAGGACCCUGUGGAGCUUCCAAAUCUGGGUGUUUCACAGUCUCUAACAGGUUUUCCAUUACAUCCUCCUGUAGAUGUGCCUACUGGUGGAGUGGGAACGCAUUUUUCAGACACAAGGACUACAUCAGCGGUGCCUCUGCUCUUUUCUCCACCUGACCCACUUCAAAAUGAAGUGGAUAGACUGUGUAAAGAAACUGCUGAUGUCGAUAAGAAUCAUGAUGAUAUGAUGCAGCAUUUGAAAUCUGAAUGUGAGAAAGAGAUGGAUAAAAUUCGUCAGAAGUACGAAAUUAAAUUUAAGGAGGUUGAGGCUGAAUAUGUGCUUAAGACAGAGCAACUGAAAUCAAAUCGUAACAAGGUAUUGAUGAAUAAAUUUUUGGCUGAGGCUUUACGGUGGAAGUGUGGGCCUCUUGGGGCACCAGGUACAUCUGGAGUCAAGCAAGCUAUGAAUUCCAAUUUUGCGCAACAGAGGGUUCGGUCAUCAAUGCUGCAAAAUGCUCAAAGACUUUCCACACCAGUCGGUGCAUCUUUGUCCAGCUCUAGUGCUGCCAAUCUGCAGGCCUCAGUGCCUGCACCCAAUGCUCAGACUAUCCCAUCUGCACUUGCAGUCAGCGCAAGUCCCCUAGCUCCUUUGCAGUCUGUUUCUAAUUCGUCUACCAUCAUUCCAACCACUAUAGCAAGACCACCAGUCAUCGGUUCAUUCUCCUCUCCUGGAGGAAAUCUCCAAAGUGUGCCUGAGAUUCGGACCCCAGCUCCUCAUCUCCAACCCUUCCGACCUUCAACUUAUGCAGCUGCAAUCAGUCACCCACCUCACCUGCGUGGCAUGGCAAGUCAACAAGCAGGUCGAAACCCCCCUUCAACUUCACAUGCACUUCCCCAUGUAUCACCUCGACUACCAUCCUCUACAUACCAAUUUGGUCCUUAUAAUAGGCCUCCUCGUCCUAACUAUUUAUCUGCCUUGGAGUUACUCGUAGAAGUUGAGGGUGGUUGUAAUGCAACUCCGCCAAAUAGUUCUUCCUUGCAACCAAGUUUGGUUCAGUCUAACCCUUCUGAAUCGGGCACAAAUAGGACGCAGGUUAACCAAGUCUCCACUGGUGGAUCUGCUGAUAUUGUUUGUUUGUCGGAUGAUGAAUAAACCAGUCCUAAGAUAUCUUUUGACUAACCGGUUGAUUAGCAUGCACUUUCAGCGUGCCUCUCAGGUAAUCUGGCUUAUGGAAAGUGCUAACAUGUGGCUUAGGGAGAGGACGUAAAAUAUUGUUUAAAUUGCAGCUGUACAUAUCAAAUACUUACACUUCCUGUUUAUGUAAUAUAAAAAUUCAGUUUUGUAUAUGUUCUUAUGUGUAACUGGGAAAAUUUCGGUUCAUAGAGUCGUUUAUUUUA
Molecule: messenger RNA, 7852 nt
Organism: Ziziphus jujuba (common jujube)
Lineage: Eukaryota; Viridiplantae; Streptophyta; Magnoliopsida; Rosales; Rhamnaceae
Product: helicase protein MOM1
Exons: 21
Coding region: 282-7607 (2441 amino acids)
Biological process (GO): heterochromatin formation
Molecular function (GO): ATP binding; ATP-dependent chromatin remodeler activity
Source: RefSeq, a predicted model, not a curated record